This is a messenger RNA of Melanaphis sacchari, 819 nucleotides long. RefSeq names its product 39S ribosomal protein L22, mitochondrial (gene mRpL22). Gene Ontology annotation, biological process: ribosome assembly; translation. Gene Ontology annotation, molecular function: structural constituent of ribosome. Lineage: Eukaryota; Metazoa; Arthropoda; Insecta; Hemiptera; Aphididae. Gene Ontology annotation, cellular component: ribosome; mitochondrial large ribosomal subunit. The transcript is spliced from 3 exons. The coding region runs from base 96 to 755 and encodes 219 amino acids. The record is from RefSeq and is a predicted model, not a curated record.
CUACAAAUAAAAUUUUAGAGAUUAUUUUAGUGUUUUAGAUUUAGUUUAAUUAGUUACUCAUUUCACAGUUUUUCAGUUGUAUUUCUGUUUUAAUAAUGUUAAAUUGUCUAGCCAAUAAGCUGACGUUAUUUUGUCAUAGUAGACCUCCGUCAAGUCACAAUUAUCUUAAAGGAUGUAUGGCACUGUUUGCUAUACCCAAAACAGACUUUAGCACUACUUCUAUUAAAUUAGCUCGUUCAGAGAAUGAUCCUAAACGGUGGUUAUCAUAUAACGAUGUUAUUUAUCCACCACAGGAACCCGGUGAAGAGAGAAGACCGGCUUUUGUAUGUCAUCAAAAGUUAAACAUCAAAUACAGUCCCAAAAAAAUGUGGUAUGUCGCAAGUUUUGUACGUGGCAUGUCUGUUGACGAAGCACUUAAACAAUUACCUCAAGUUGGACGUAAAGGUGCCACUAUAGUGAAAGAUACUAUUUUAGAAGCUCAACAGUUAGCUGUUGAAAAUCAUAAUGUCGAAUUUAAGACAAAUCUAUGGAUUGCUGAAUCAUUUUGUGGUAAAGGUCCUGUGAUAAAAGGUAUGCGUAGACAUGCAAGGAUGCGAAUGGGUGAAGUAAUGUACAGGCACUGUCAUUAUUUUAUAAGAUUAGAAGAAGGGACACCUCCAAAAGAUUAUUACUUUAGCUGGCCUAAGACGGGCCCAGCUCUAUUAGCCCAAUGGAUUGAUGAAGUCCGUGACCGUAGAAUUGAAGGAUCAUUAUAAAUCACUUUUAAAUAUUUAAUGAUAACAAUAGUGAUAAAAAAUGUAUUUGUUUAUGUAUUGAUUA